Molecule: messenger RNA, 1606 nt
Organism: Gymnodraco acuticeps
Lineage: Eukaryota; Metazoa; Chordata; Actinopteri; Perciformes; Bathydraconidae
Gene: scarb1
Product: scavenger receptor class B, member 1
Biological process (GO): cholesterol import; plasma lipoprotein particle clearance; cholesterol efflux
Cellular component (GO): cytoplasm; caveola
Molecular function (GO): scavenger receptor activity; lipid binding; low-density lipoprotein particle binding
Source: RefSeq, a predicted model, not a curated record
GCUGCAGAUCGAUGUCAUGGAUCUAAGAAGUUUAAAAGCUGGCAGGGCUCUAAAUGUCGACCUGAAGCUAGAUUUAAUGUCACAGCGAGACCUCUCUGUAUUCCUUUAUGAGUGUUAGCCGUUAGCAGACUGACAUUAGCGGUUAGCACAGCAUCUCUCCGGAGCUAAACACACUGCUGUCAGCUGUCCACAACAACAAUAACAAGCCAUGGCGAUAAAUAAAGCCAAAGUGGCGGUGGGCUUCAUAGUGUCCGGGGUCCUCAUGGUGUUCUUCGGGGUGGUUUUAACUUUUGUGGGACCAAUAAUCAUCGACGAUCAGGUGGUGAAGAACACAGUGAUUGACCCGAAGAACAGCAUGUCUUACACCAUGUGGAAGGACGUCCCGGUGCCCUUCUUCAUGUCCGUCUACUUCUUCAACGUCCUGAACCCUCGGGAGGUUCUGAAAGGAGAGAAACCCAUGGUGGAGCAGAAAGGACCCUUUGUGUACAGGAAACGGAUCCAGAAAGACAACAUCACGUUUCACGACAACGGUACCGUGUCAUACCGAGAGUACAGAACGUUUUACUUUGAGCCGACGAUGUCCUCGGGGGACGAGUCCGAAGUUGUCACGAUCCCUAACAUGUUGGUGCUGGGAGCAGCAGGGAUGAUGGAGAACCUUCCCUACGCCGUGCGGUUGAUGAUCAGCGCCACUUUUAAGACCUUCAAAGAGGGGCCCUUCCUCACGAAGACGGUGGGGGAGCUGAUGUGGGGCUACGACAGCGGCCUGGUGGACUUCCUGAAUAAAUGGCUGCCGGGCAUGCUGCCCUCAACGGGGAAGUUCGGCCUCUUUGCUGAAUUCAACAACUCCAACACCGGCCUGUUCACCAUCUUCACCGGAAAAGACGACAUCAAGAAGAUCCACCAAGUCGACUCCUGGAACGGACUGACGGAGCUGAACUACUGGAAGACUCCUCAGUGUAACAUGAUCAAUGGAACGGCUGGACAGAUGUGGGCUCCAUUCAUGACCAGAGAGAGCACCUUACCUUUCUACAGCCCCGACGCAUGCAGAUCCAUGGAGCUUGUGUACCAGCGUGACGGGAAGAUGCAGGGAAUCCCUCUCUUUCGAUACGUUGCUCCCAAAACACUGUUUGCUAACGGGACGGAUUACGCUCCUAACGCAGGAUUCUGUCCCUGCAGACAAUCAGGACUACUGAACGUCAGCAGCUGCAGACACAACUCUCCAGUGUUCAUCUCUCACCCUCACUUCUACAACGCUGAUCCCGUGCUGCUGGACUACGUGCAGGGACUCAAUCCAACGGAGGAAGAGCACGGCCUCUUCAUAGACAUCCAUCCAAUGACGGGCGUUCCUCUGAACGUCUCCAUCCGCCUGCAGCUCAACCUCUUCAUGAAGACAGUGUCAGGAAUCACAGAAACUGGCAAGAUCGCUGACGUGGUGAUGCCCAUGAUCUGGUUUGAGGAGAGUGGGUAUAUCGACGGCCCGAUCCUCUCCACCUUCCACACCAACCUGGUGGUCCUCCCAGCGGUGAUGGAGUUCAUGCAGUACGGCUUCAUCGCGCUCGGCGUCGCCACCAUCAUCAUCGCCUCGCUGAUGCACCACAAGUUCAAG